AUGAGUCUUCACGCAACUGCGGACAUUAACCACAUCGAGGCUCCAGUUACCUGGAAAGCCUACUUGUUGUGUGCCUUCGCCUCCUUUGGUGGUAUCUACUUUGGAUACGAUUCGGGCUAUAUCAACGGUGUCAAUGGCAUUAAAAAUUUCGUUGAACUGAUCGACCCAGGCCAGAGUAGUCUCACCUCUUCACACUCGUCCCUCAUUGUUUCUAUCCUCUCUGCUGGUACUUUCUUCGGUGCUCUGAUUGCCGGUGACAUCGCUGAGGCUACUGGCCGUAAGUGGACUGUCAUUUAUGGCUGCGUCAUCUACGCCAUUGGAAUUGUCAUUCAGACGCUCACUGGUGUUGGUGGUAAUGCUCUCGGUAUCAUUGUUGCUGGCCGUCUCAUUGCCGGCUUUGGAGUCGGAUUCGAAUCGGCCAUUGUGAUUUUAUACAUGAGUGAAAUUUGCCCCAAGGCAGUACGAGGAGCCCUGGUGGCCUGCUAUCAGUUCUGCGUCACCAUUGGCCUCAUGCUGGCGUCUUGUGUCGUAUACGGCACUGAACACCGCAAUGACACGGGUUCUUAUCGAAUCCCAAUCGCCAUUCAAUUCAUCUGGGCUAUUGUCCUUGGAGUCGGCCUUCUUUUCCUUCCUGAUUCACCUCGUUACUAUGUCAAGAAAGGCCGCGUUGACGAUGCAAUCUCCGCCCUCUGCAAGCUUCGUGGCCAGCCCCGUGACUCGCAGUAUAUCGAGGCUGAAAUUGCUGAAAUAGUCGCAAACGAGGAGUACGAAAGGAACGUUAUCCCCAAUGCUGGCUGGUUCGGAAGCUGGAAGAAUUGCUUUACCGGUAGUCUUUGGGUCCAGAAAUCCAACUUGCGUCGUACCAUUCUUGGUACUUCUCUUCAGAUGAUGCAACAGUGGACUGGUGUCAAUUUCAUCUUUUAUUUCUCCACUACUUUCCUACAGUCUACUGGUGCAAUUAGCAACACCUUCUUGACCUCGCUCAUCUUCACACUGGUCAAUGUGUUUUCCACCCCAGUUUCUUUCUAUACUGUGGAGAAAUUUGGUCGUCGUCCCCUUCUGAUCUUUGGUGCUCUUGGUAUGCUUAUUUGCCAGUUUAUUGUCGCCAUCGUUGGCAUCACCGUCGGAUUCAACAAGACACACUCCGAUGGUAAUGGUGGCACCAUCGCCAACAACAUUCCUGCUGUGAACGCACAGGUCGCUUUGAUUGCUAUUUACAUCUUUUUCUUCGCUUCUACUUGGGGACCGGGUGCUUGGAUCCUCAUUGGAGAAAUAUUCCCCAUUCCAAUCCGUUCACGUGGUGUUGCCUUGUCCACUGCAUCUAACUGGCUUUGGAAUACCAUUAUCGCUGUCAUCACUCCCUACAUGGUUGGAUCUGACCCCGGUGACGGUGACAUGAAAUCCUCCGUCUUCUUCGUUUGGGGUGGUCUUUGCACUGUUGCUAUGGUGUACUCGUACUUCCUUGUUCCCGAGACUAAGGGCCUGUCACUCGAGCAGGUAGACAAGAUGAUGGAGGAGACUACUCCUCGCACAUCGGCCAAGUGGCGCCCACACACCACUUUUGCCGAAGAGAAGGGUAUGGUUACUGCUGAGCAUGAGGAAGUUAAGCAGUCUGUCUAA
Messenger RNA from Talaromyces atroroseus, 1620 nucleotides. RefSeq lists its product as hypothetical. Gene Ontology annotation, biological process: transmembrane transport; carbohydrate transport. Gene Ontology annotation, molecular function: carbohydrate:proton symporter activity. The transcript has 3 exons. Bases 1 to 1620 code for a protein of 539 amino acids. Gene Ontology annotation, cellular component: membrane. Lineage: Eukaryota; Fungi; Ascomycota; Eurotiomycetes; Eurotiales; Trichocomaceae. The record is from RefSeq and is a predicted model, not a curated record.